Messenger RNA from Guillardia theta CCMP2712, 801 nucleotides. RefSeq names its product putative TPK1/TPK2 thiamine Pyrophosphokinase (gene TPK1/TPK2). Bases 1 to 801 code for a protein of 266 amino acids. Gene Ontology annotation, molecular function: ATP binding; thiamine binding; thiamine diphosphokinase activity. The transcript has 6 exons. NCBI's taxonomy places the organism in Eukaryota, Cryptophyceae, Pyrenomonadales, Geminigeraceae. The record is from RefSeq and is a predicted model, not a curated record. Gene Ontology annotation, biological process: thiamine diphosphate biosynthetic process; thiamine metabolic process.
AUGAGCGGAGCUCCAUCGCAUGCCUCGUCCUCAUCAUCAGCCCCCGCUCUGGGUCAGCUCCAGGAGGGCGUCAGGCACAUGCGGGGAGGGCACGGCGAGAGCUUACUACAUGACUUCCUCCCCCUGGUGAAGCCUGCGGAUCAGCCGACGAGCGACCCCAACGGCCCGGCGCUCAUCCUCGUCAACUACAAACUGCCACGGGAGAUUCUCGAGCGGCUGUGGUCCAACGCGUCGGUUCGUGUUUGCGCCGACGGUGCAAUCAACAGGCUCUACUCGUCCUUCGAUCUUGAGGAAGACAGGAGCAAGUACAUACCUGAGUACAUCAGAGGGGAUUUGGACUCUGUGGACGACAAGGUGAAAGACUACUACGUUGAGAAAGGAACCAAGAUCGUGCACGAUACGGAUCAAGACACCACAGACCUCGAGAAGUGCAUGGACCUCGUCAACUCCCUUGGGUAUCCUAUGCUGCAAGUCAUAGUCCUUGGAGCCUUCGGUGGACGACUGGACCACGAAUUUUCUCACUACCAUGUCCUGUACAAUCGAAGCGCUUUCCUGCUACGAUCCGGAUCGCACAAGAUCCGAACGGAAUGCCUCGGACCAACUUGCGGCCUCAUCCCCUUGGGCGCGCCAUGCCGCAAGAUCGAGACGACCGGGCUGAAGUGGGACAUCCACGGGGAAAGUCAACUUCAGAUCGGAUCGUUUGUGAGCACGUCCAACCGCAUCGUUGAGGAGGAGGUGGAAGUCACUGUGUCAGAUCCCAUCCUGUGGGUCUCAGAGUUCCGUGUUCCCGAGAGUAAAUGA